AUGGGAUUUUCUUUCAGUAAGACGCUCCGCCGCACACUGCCACUGGGUAUCAGCGGCAAUCCUCGUUUCUCUUGUUUGAAUGACCGCUUGAAAAUGCUGGUUUGGUGUUUGGUGUUAACGCUGCUGGGCGCUAGCCUGGGUUGUGAGCUGACUCCAAGAGAAGGCGCCUUCAAUAAGUCCCCCGGGGACAAUUACUAUCGGUUGCUGUUGAAUGGAGAGGUAGAGCGCUACGCCCCGGGGAAAAGAUAUGUUGUGACACUCGUGGGUUCCCGUACACAUGACGUGGUCCAGCAAUUUACGAGGUUUAAACUAGUCGUGGACCCCCUGGACCCAAACGCACCCAGGACACCAAGCAAGCAGGGCCAGUUCCAAUUGUUCGCUGACACCUUGACCAAGUUCGACGAAGAAUGCGUUAACUCCGUAGUGGAAGCUGAUGACUUGCCCAAAACUGAAAUCCAAGUUAUGUGGAAGGCGCCACAAUCGGGCUCCGGAUGUGUGCUUUUGAAAGCUAUGGUGUAUGAAAACGAGAGUCGCUGGUACUCUGAGGACGGUCAGCUGACGAAGCGCGUUUGUGAGGACACCUCCCUGUCUGCACCGGACUGUUGUGCAUGCGACGACGCCAAGUACAAGAUGGUGUUCGAAGGUCUCUGGUCCCCACAAACACACCCGAAGGACUUCCCCGUGGCGGCUCUCUGGCUGACCCACUUCUCCGACAUCAUUGGCGCUACACAUCCCAAGAACUUCUCCUUCUGGGGCGAAGGACAGAUCGCUACCGAUGGAUUCAGAUCCUUAGCCGAGUGGGGCUCAGUAGGUCUGCUAGAACGAGAGCUUCGUCAGCAGGGCAAAGUGCUACGCUCCAUCAUCAAAGCUCAGGGCCUGUGGCAUCCACGCGUCAACUCCAACACCUCGACUGUGUUCACAGUCGACAGGAAGAGGCACUACGUCUCCCUUGCCUCCAUGUUUGGUCCGUCUCCUGACUGGGUGGUGGGAGUGAAUGGUCUCGAGCUGUGCAACAAGGACUGCACCUGGGUAGAGUCCAAGACCAUCGACCUGUUCCCUUAUGAUGCUGGCACUGACAACGGCAUCUCGUACAUGUCACCAAACUCGGAAACUGUGCCUCGCGAGAAGAUGUACCGGAUCACCACCAUGUACCCCGAGGAUCCUCGCGCUCCCUUCUACAACCCCAACGUGAAGGAGAUGAACCCCAUGGCCCGCUUAUAUCUCACCAGGGAUAAGCUCAUUCCUAGGUCCUGCGAUGAGGAGACUCUCCAGUCCCUUAUCGUUGAAGAGACUGAGAACACACAGUCAUCUAACCGACCGGAGUGCGCGGUGUCGGAGUGGAGCGCGUGGUCGGCGUGCUCGGUGUCGUGCGGCAAGGGUCUGCGCAUGCGCACGCGCGAGUACCGCAUGCCGCAGAAGGCCCAAAUGUUCUCCUGCGACCGCCAGCUCCUCUCCAAGGAGAUGUGCGUCGCCGAUGUGCCAGAGUGCGAGGACAACAGCGCAAACGAAGAAGAGGAGGAAUCAAACGCAGCUCCGAUCGAAGAGUUGGAGGGAGUGUGUAAAACGACGGAGUGGGGCCCGUGGAGCGAGUGCUCGGUGACUUGCGGCAUCGGCAUCAGCACCAGAAGGAGGAGCUUCCUCAACCACAUGGGCUACAAGAAGUGCCCUCUGGUGCCCACAGAGGAGAACCGCAAAUGCAUGGAGCCGCAGUGCACCGAGCAGGAGAGGGACGUGUCGGACCCAGCUUGUCCCACCACAGAGUGGGCGGGCUGGUCGCCGUGCUCUGCAUCGUGCGGGCGUGGCGUUCGAUUCCGUACGCGACUGCUUCUGGUGCCAGCCGAGCGCCAGCAGGACUGCUCCUCGAGGGUCGAGCUGCUGCAGCAACGACCUUGUCAGGAGCGCGAGGAUUGCUCCAUCGACAUGCUCACCGCUAAACGUAUAUGCAUGGAGCUGCCGGAGCAAGGGCCGUGCCGCGGGCUGUACCAGCGUUGGGCGUUCGUGGCAAUGAAGGGCAUGUGCAUCCCCUUCAACUAUGGAGGCUGUCGGGGCAACCAGAACAACUUCUUGACGCAGGAGGACUGCAUGAACACUUGCAAAGUUGUACUGGGUGGCGGAGCUUCAGUGGGCGUGAUCCCGCAGGGGAACCAGUUUGUCCCCGCGGCGAGCACCAACUACCCAGGCCUUACCAUCAGCUCUAUAGUGCCGGUACCUCCCGCGUUGAACGCACAACCAAAUGCCCCCCCAAGUGAGUGA
Messenger RNA from Parnassius apollo (apollo), 2253 nucleotides. Lineage: Eukaryota; Metazoa; Arthropoda; Insecta; Lepidoptera; Papilionidae. The record is from the annotation of a GenBank genome assembly.